This is a messenger RNA of Tricharina praecox, 1239 nucleotides long. Its product is annotated as P-loop containing nucleoside triphosphate hydrolase protein. The transcript is spliced from 3 exons. Lineage: Eukaryota; Fungi; Ascomycota; Pezizomycetes; Pezizales; Pyronemataceae. The record is from RefSeq and is a predicted model, not a curated record. Gene Ontology annotation, molecular function: GTP binding. Bases 1 to 1239 code for a protein of 412 amino acids.
AUGACGUCAACACCUCCUUCAUACGACGAGUGGGAGGAAGUCCAACAGGAUGCACUCCCGCUGCGCGACCCUAUGGAAGCUCUCAGGGAAAUAGAGGCGGCAAGCAACAAACAAAGGUCAAACAAAGAUGGUGGUAGUUGGUCCAUCGAGGCGGGAAAGCAGUUCUGGGAUGCCACGGUGGACCUUCAGAGCAGGGUCAAAGAUCUUGCCGGCAAGGUGUCAGUGGCACAGGCAGUGCGAAUGACCACUAGGGGGUGCUCUAUCAAGUUUGUGGCUGUGAUCGGAUUAACUGGGGCGGGAAAGUCGUCUGUCAUCAAGGCGUUGACCGGCGAAGAUGUACAUGUCGAACAUAGUAUUCACACUGGUACCACCACCUUCGCGAUGUUCCCCACCAUCAUCGACGAGCAGCGCUACGUUUUGAUCGAUACCCCGGGCUUCAACGACCAGGAGCGCACUGAUAUGGACGUUUUCCAAGAAAUCCUCGAUUGGUUCCACACCAUGACACCCUACUGCGACCUCGACGGUAUCCUUUAUGUCCAUGAUAUCACUCCAAAACGCUUCAGUAAAUCGGCCAAACUGAAUCUCGACAUGUUGGAAGCGCUCUGUGGCGAGAAGUUUUUCAAGAAAGUCACGAUACUCACGACGAUGUGGGGCAAUAUGAACGCUCCUGCCGUCAGAGCCGCAGAGAAGCGGCAGGUGCAAUUUGAGCAAGGCCCCUGGAAGAAGCUGAUCGAUGGCGGUGCCCGGGUGUUUCGACACCUAGAUGGAGUGGCCGAACCAGAGGAUUCAGUCAACGGGAAGGAGAAGGAGGAGCUUGAGAAGCAACGCGAAAAGGCACGACUAGAACUUGAGGGCAUUAUCGCUUACUACAAAACAUCGGAAAGAGUCACUCCUAGAAUCCAGAAGGAGUUGAGAAGAAAAGUUGAAAUCCUGAGCACCGCGGCGGGAGACGUACUACGGAAAGGUUACAACUUACCACCCACACUGAAUCAAAUGGACAGUAAUGGUAACACUGCCCCGAAUUCUCCGAAUUGUCGGACCGAUGACAAUUCGACUGUUCCGCAGUCACCGCCCUCUCCGGCAACGACGGCCAACUCCGUGUAUGACAUCCCAACACCUCCAGAAAUUCCCGAGAAACCGAAAAAUUCUAAGGAGGGUGCGGGUGAGGGACCGCCCCCCACGUCACCCUGGUUUAUGCGCCUGAUCAUGGCAGUGACAUGGUUCUUUGGGCGGAACUGA